Macrobrachium nipponense is the source of this 4846-nucleotide messenger RNA. RefSeq lists its product as uncharacterized. Gene Ontology annotation, cellular component: plasma membrane. The record is from RefSeq and is a predicted model, not a curated record. Gene Ontology annotation, molecular function: adenylate cyclase inhibiting G protein-coupled glutamate receptor activity. Gene Ontology annotation, biological process: G protein-coupled receptor signaling pathway. The coding region runs from base 286 to 2949 and encodes 887 amino acids. Lineage: Eukaryota; Metazoa; Arthropoda; Malacostraca; Decapoda; Palaemonidae. The transcript is spliced from 16 exons.
CGCUGGUUGCGAAUGUGAACGCUGGUAGAACUUGCUCCCGAGAGAGAGGUGUUUGCCGGCAUUUACACUAAGUUUACACGAACGCAAAACGUACCUUAGGUUGUCCAGCGACUUAAUCCUCGAUUGUCAUGCGGUAAAUGUAAGACAAGUGCUCGAUACAGAACUAUUUACGAACCUUUAUUAACUAUACUAUCUUAAUGACUUGAUUUUUAUUGACCGUUAUUGUAUUAAUAAACUACAUCGAGGGAGAUAUAAGAAGUUUUUGAGGAUUUGCAUUUGGAUACAAUGAAAAUAUCGAAGAUGAGGUGGCGGGCGGGGGCGACGCUCCUGGUGGCACUAGCAGUGACAGCGAACUCUGGCUGCACAUCAGCCUCUGACCCGGAUCCGCUGACACUUGCAGGGGACGUUAUCAUAGGUGUUGUUGGAAGUGUGCACGAGAAGUCCGAGGAGAGCGGCGACGGAGGCGGCGGCUGCGGCCGCGUAGCUUUGAGAGCUGUGGAAGAACUAGGCGCUGCCGAAUGGGCCCUUCAGACCAUCAAUAACCAAUCGCACCAGGACUAUACUAUUGGUCUUCGUGUGUAUGAUGCCUGUGGCGACGAAGAAAUGGCCUUGAGACAGACGAUUCGGCUUCUGCAGGAAACCCAGUCUCCCAGUGCACCGCUGCUAGGCGUGGUUGGGCUAGGACCAGGUAAGGUAGUCUCCAGUGUCGCCACUCCCCUUCACGCUUUCAGCACGCCCAUCCUGGUGACGGAGGCCCGGGCAGCCCACACCAUUCCUCCAGCAGACAACGUCUUCACAACAGCUCCCCAUCUUACUGACCAAAUACAGGCUGCGCUGUCAGCAGCCGUCCGCAUCGGCGGGGCGGGAGUGGCUGUGAACGUCGUAUCCAGCUGCCGUCAGGCAACUCAGGUUCUGGAAGAAAGGGCAGCCAGAGGGGGAAUGAGGAUUCUUCAUAUCCUGCAGCUUGAUAAGGACUCUGGUAACGACAAUAGCAAAAUUAACAACAAUCUGUCAAACCAAGUGACUCAUUUCAUCACGAACCAAGUGGGUUACAGUGGCGUCAUAGUGAUGCUUGUGAAUGUAAGUGAGCUGAACGUCCUGAGUGCUGAGCUUGACAGUCGAGUGCUCAGGAGAACCAAGAUCAGAUGGGUUCUGUCUACCCUUGGAAAUCCAGUCGACUCUGAAGAUCUCGAUGUUGAGAGGAUGAGCAAAAAAUUUCCGGGAUCACUGGUAGUGGAAGCCCAUUCCCCAGUCAUCCCUGGGUUCCAGAAAUACUUCCAGCAAGCUCUCUUUAGCAAUAAUUCACUAUUGACUCCUCUGGCUCACUCAUAUAGACAGUCAGUGUUACACUGUCAUUCUGAGGAGGCUAAUGCAUUGGGAUCCACUCGGCCGUGCCCGGAGGUGACAGGAAGUCCAUCGUCAGCGACUCCCUUGUCAGCGAAGGACGAUGCCUCCGCUACAGCCACUGUGAAAGCUGUGUCCUCCUUAGCGGCUGCCUUCAGGCUCGUCCAGAUUGAAAGGUGUUCAACAGGUGUUCAUUGCUUAGAAGCACUGAGGCAUGACCUUCAUAAAGACAUCUUGGAAGCUUUGCUGAAAUUAUCAUUCACUGUUGGGGGAGGAUCAGAUCGUAUUCGCUACACAGCUGAUGGCAGGCUGGUGAAUACUUUUACAAUCAGAAGAACUACUGCAGAAGGUCUGACACAGGUGGGUGUUUACAGAGAAGACACAGGUGUGGUGUGGAAUAAUCCCGGAGAGGUGUGGGCAGUGGAAAGGAGCCGAUGGCGCGAAGGGAGAACACUGCCUCUCAUGGCGAUGCAAGAGACGCUCAACAACGAUUAUUACCAGGUGGAAGCUGUGCUAUUAACCCAUGAGGAUUAUGUUGGUCGCACCUGGGCAUUUACAGUCCUUGUCGUUGCUUCUCUGGGUGUCAUCUCUGCUCUUUAUGUGUGCAUCUAUGUGGCACUUCGCGUCUGUGACGGUACACUGAAUGGCCCUCAGGUACUGGGAGCUGUUCUUCUAAUGGGUGUAAUGGGAGUGUAUUCAUCAUGUGUGGUUUAUGUGUUGCCCCCUUCACCAAUUACGUGCGCAUUACGGCAGUGGGCACCACCUUUAUGCUUGGCCCUCUGCUACGGUGUCAUUCUGGUGAAAUGCAUGCACCUGAGGGCGCUUGUUUCUUUGGGCCUUGGAGGAGAGGUUUCACAGAUGAACCUGCAUAUUUCCCUGAUCUUUAUGGUGGGAGUCGAAGGUGUUCUCUGCAUGCUAGGUCAUGCUGGAGGUCUGGGUGUAGGAGAAGAGCCCCUGGUUAUUUUAGCUUCAGAUGGAAGUCGGCUUUGCGGUCAGAAGAGGGUGGCAAUACUUGCUACUCGAAUCUACUUGAUAUUACUUCUCGUCUUCUGCUUGAUCCUUUCUACACUCAACAGGAAGAUACACAGGAACCAUAACGAGGGUCGUUGGUUGCUUCUGUGCUCUUGUGUAUCGUGCCCAAUAGUUGGAUUGUGGUCAGUGAUGAGCUACUUGGCUCCUCUGUCGCUUGAUCCACCGACCACUUGUGUUGCUCUCCUGGCUCUGGCUUCUGCAAUCUUGGCCUUGGUGUUCAUUCCCAAAAUGAAAAUAAUCGCCAGGCAAGCAAAGGAAUUCAGGCACAAACAUCUUGCUGGGACAGCAUCUGUUUCCACCAUCUUCUCCCACAUGGAAGGUUCUGGACCUUUGGGCGUUGCUUCUUUGAAAGACGGUCUGAAACCUGUGCUGACAGAGGAAAAUGCCCUUGCCCUUUCCCAUCAAGAUGAUACCCUGGAUUCUUCAAGAUCAUCAGUAGCUUCUCAACAAAGCUAUAGGGCUGCUUUCCAUGCUGCCUAUGGCUUCCCCCAACCUCAAGAACCCCUGGGAACAUCACCACACCACAUCAUGAAAAAUCCUAUUUACGACUCCACACCAGGAGCUUACCCUUGAGCUAUUUCAAGCUUGCAAUAACAAGUACAAGCAUUGUGAGUCAAUCGGAAGAUUGUCGCGGGAUUAACAUCCGAACCAUAUCAAGCCUUUCCGUGCACACAGGAACAUUAAGGAAUAUUUUGGAUAAUAGAAAUCAUUUUGGAGAGAUUUUGUAGAAGCCUUUUCGAGACAUUUGAAUGUCAGUUGAAUAUAGACCUUGCCCUAAUGUUUCCAAAACUAGUCAUUGUAGCUGCGUUUCUUUUGUGCAUUCCAGGCAUACAAUAUGCUUUAGCCUUUUCGUAUCUUGUAGUAUAUGAAACAAAAAGGAAAUAGGCUAUGACUCUGAGUACAAUGUAUCGUUUAGCUGAAAUGUUACUCACUCGGCCAAGUAAGUAUAACAAAGCGCACAAAACCAUUGUAAGAUACUUAUCAAAUGACACCUGGAAUUCUAUUUUUCUAGGUCUAUAUAUCAUAAGUACUUUAGUCCUUUAGUGUACUGUGGCUUAACAGAUUACUUGUAAGAUAUAUAUUUCAGUGCAUUCAGUGGUAGAGAACCUUGAUAUGAUGUUGAAAAAUGACGAAUAAGAAGUCAAGUGUAAGAUAUUUAGAUAAUAUGAGGAGUCAGUGACAUCUUCACUUCUCGUCGUCAUCCCAAACCUGAUCGUUUAGUUUUCUUUCCAUUGAAUUUUCGUGUUACAAGCAUGUACAAAUAUAUCGCGUUUCCCUUUGUCUUCCUAAAGCUGUUAUCAAUCUUUCUUGAAUCAUUUACGGGAAGUGGAAAUGUUACAUGAGGUAGAACGGCAAGUACUUCCAUACUCUGCCUUCAGCAAUGCACAAGUUUACAUACAACAGUCGUUUAAAUAUCAUAUAAUGACAGGUCUUCAGAAGAUAGUUAUGAUUUAAGUGUCAUGUAUUACCAAGUCUCCAGACCUGGUAUUACAUUGUACUGAAAUAGUACACUAACCUGAACAAGAGACUACGUAUUGUGGGUCCUUAGUUGAAGAUAGAAUGAAAGUAAAAUUAAUGAAGACACAAUGUAUGAGUCCCCAUGUCAGUUCUGUAGACUGUUUACUAGAUAUAUACCCAAUUCAGUGUGCAUUUAUUAUUCUUUUGAUUCCAUUUCGUUCAUUUCGCUUAAAAUUAACAUCAUAUUUCAUUUGAUAAGACUCAUGAUGGGCAGAAAAGCCUCGGUAACUGUGAAGAAUUGUACUAUUCAGUCUACUCUAUUUAAAGUAAGGCUCUGUACACAGGUGCUCAUCAUUUUUUUUAUUUAGGAAGUCUCAUUUAGUAAUGUGCGUUACUGAUUGGUCAUUGGUUGGUUUAAACUUGCCCAUGUUAAUGGAAAUAAAGGUUUGGUGUGAACUUCAGGACGGCUCUACCAGCCAACCCGUUGCGCGCUGUGAAGAAUGUGUGAGCGUGCUUAAUAAGCGUGAUACUUUUAGUGUCGUAUUUACUAAUUGUUUAUGGUAAUCACGUUUCCGGUAUUAACUAUAUCCCUCUUUCAUCACUGUUAUCAUCAGAGAAGACCCUGUAAGAUUAAUGCAUCCGAAACCUAUUAUUAUUAUUAUUAUUAUUAUUAUUGCCUUGUCUUGUAGUCUAGAGUUUUAAGUAUAUGUAGGCUAAGUUAUAGUUUUGUUACCAAUAUUUCUUUAGCAGUAUUCUUGAAGAAUUAGUCAUCAAAAUUUUGUGGUUGCGAAUAAGUGAAUGAGGAAUGUACAAAACGUUCCGAAGGGACUCGUUCAAUUUCUGUUAUAUGAUUUUCCAAAAAAAAAAAAAAAAAAAAAAAAAUUAUAUUAUUCCAUUUUUUCCUUGUUUUCAGCAUUCCACUGUAUUUUUUAUCAUAUUCAAGGCGACUGUUGCUACAGACAUACCUGUCUUCAUAUAUUGCUAACAAUAGUAAAUAUAUCUCUUAUUUAUU